AACGGCUGGCGCGAUUCGCACAGGGCAACUUCGCAUCCUUCACAUCCUCUUCCUCUCCAGCCUCCGCCAGACCGCAGAAGUCCCCAAACCCUAGUUUGCUCCGGCGCCGCCUUCCUCCGGUCCGCGCAUCUGCCGCGGACCGCCGUGGAUCCCGCGCCGCCGGCCCGCUUUCACGUCCCGGCUCCCGCCACCCCACAGGUGCGCUUCUGAUUCCGGAGUUCCAAGCUCGCGCGUGAGGUGCCGGAUCAAAGCAAUCGGCCACCAUGCAGGCUAGCGAUAGGUUCAACAUAAACUCUCAGCUUGAGCAUCUUCAAGCUAAAUAUGUCGGUACAGGACACGCUGACUUGACCAGAUUUGAAUGGGCUGUGAACAUCCAGAGGGACAGCUAUGCCUCUUAUAUUGGGCACUAUCCAAUGUUGGCGUACUUUGCCAUUGCUGAGAACGAAUCGAUUGGAAGAGAACGUUACAAUUUCAUGCAGAAAAUGCUGCUUCCUUGUGGCCUCCCUCCCGAGAGAGAUGAAGACUGAGGAGUUGGUGCAUAAUUUCAGUCUUAUUGCGAAGGGAGCAACCGUGGGACUAUGUUAGCAUGCUUUGGAAGGAGACUAGGUUUGCCACCGUGGUACCAUUUGCAACUCAUUUUAGAGCGUUUGGCAUAUGCUUUACUUGUCUAAAAUUAAUCUAUUAUGAUGCACAAAAAAUUCGAAUUUGUAUGAAGUGUUAAGAAAAUGUUGCUGUUGUCUGUAGUAUAUUUGUGGCGUGUUCAAUGAGCGUGGAAGAAAAUGUACUGGCCAGAUUGAUGCCUGCAGUGCCUAUGCAAAUGUUGCGAAUAAUUUGUUUAGGGUAUGCUAA
Molecule: messenger RNA, 849 nt
Organism: Panicum virgatum (switchgrass)
Lineage: Eukaryota; Viridiplantae; Streptophyta; Magnoliopsida; Poales; Poaceae
Exons: 5
Coding region: 264-527 (87 amino acids)
Biological process (GO): mRNA splicing, via spliceosome
Cellular component (GO): U2 snRNP; precatalytic spliceosome
Source: RefSeq, a predicted model, not a curated record